AUGAGCUCCUCUCAGCCCUCUCCCUCUCCCUUCGAAGUCGGCGCCUUCCUCCCCGGAGGGCACAACACGGACCCCGCGCUCCCGGAAAAUAGCCCCACGGUGGGCUACAAGCUAAACCACCUCAUGCUCCGCAUCCGCGAUCCUAAGCGCUCGCUCCACUUCUACAUUGACCUGAUGGGCAUGCGUACCGUGUUCACGAUGAACACAGGUCCGUGGACAAUCUACUACCUGGGCUACCCGUCCACACCUGAAGACCGCGCCGAUCUCCCCGCAUGGUCCGCCAAGGUCGGCGGGGAUAACAAGACCCUUACAUCGACACUAGGCCUGCUGGAACUAUACCACAUCCAUGGCUCGGAGAAGGAUACCGCUGAAGGGGGGUAUGAGAUGUCCACGGGUAACGUGCCGCCUCAUUUGGGAUUCGGGCAUCUCGGGUUCACUGUUCCAGAUGUCCCCAGUGCUCUUGAGAGACUGAGGAAUGCUGGGGUAAAGGUUAUCAAGGACCUUGGUGUAACAACGCGCGAGAGCAUACCGCUCAGCAAGUGGGAGGAAGAGCGUGGUGUGGGUGUGGGCGAGAUCCAUCCGACCUAUAAGGCUGUCUUUGACCAGAUUGCUUUUGUGGCUGAUCCGGAUGGGUAUACUGUAGAGCUCGUUCCGCAAUCUAUGAGUUAG
Molecule: messenger RNA, 669 nt
Organism: Aspergillus mulundensis
Lineage: Eukaryota; Fungi; Ascomycota; Eurotiomycetes; Eurotiales; Aspergillaceae
Product: putative lactoylglutathione lyase (Glo1)
Exons: 2
Coding region: 1-669 (222 amino acids)
Source: RefSeq, a predicted model, not a curated record